AUGAUAUGGAUCUUACAUGACUGGAGUGAUGAAGAGAGCUUGAGGAUACUAAAGAAAUGUAGAGAGGCGAUCCCAAGCAAUGACAAAGGAGGAAAGGUUAUAAUCAUCGACAUGAUCGUGCAAAAUCAAAAAGAAGAUGACGAGUCAAUUGAAACACAACUCUUUUUUGACAUGUUGGUGAUGAUUUUGUACCCUGGCAGAGAGAGAAAUGAGAAAGAGUGGGCAAAACUCUUCUUUGAUGUUGGCUUUAGUGGCUAUAAAAUAACUCCUUCAUUGGGAUUGAGGUCUGUUAUUGAGGUCUAUCCUUAA
Ilex paraguariensis (yerba mate) is the source of this 309-nucleotide messenger RNA. Lineage: Eukaryota; Viridiplantae; Streptophyta; Magnoliopsida; Aquifoliales; Aquifoliaceae. The record is from the annotation of a GenBank genome assembly.